This is a messenger RNA of Durusdinium trenchii, 342 nucleotides long. NCBI's taxonomy places the organism in Eukaryota, Dinophyceae, Suessiales, Symbiodiniaceae. The record is from the annotation of a GenBank genome assembly.
AUGCUCUCCCGUCAAGUCGAGAGGGUGGAACAGGGCGGCGGCAUCCAGUUUUUGGCUAUUAGCCCCAAGAAGAGUGACGGGAUUAACGAAGACACCUUCCUUUUUCUGCAGAACACUCUGAGGCCCGUGGGAGGGCGUCAAAGACUUCAGAUGGGCAACGCCCGUUUUGAAGGCAGUCCGGACUGGCAGUCCCAUUACUCGUGGGGAUUUUGCUGUGAAGAGCCGGCAGAGGGACGCUUCAGCAUGCAUGAACGCCCCAACCAUGGCGGGCGUCCAAAACCAUGCGAUGUUUGUCACAAGGGAGUGCUGAGCACUCGGAACAUCUCGGAACUCGUCGGCUAA